CGGGCCUGGGCCAGGCUGGACGGGGUGAAAAAAAGGCUCGAUCGCCAACCACGCCUCCCGCCUCCCCUCACCCUCCCCUCACCCUCCACUCACAUCACACCCACCCCACCCCCGCGCCUCUCACACCUACCCAGCCGCCCACCCUCCUUUUCCCCACCCCUUCCCCACCGUAACCAUUUCUCGAUUUCCCAACAUGAACAACACCACUUGGGCUGACUGCGACAGCGAGGGGGACAGCGAGGGCGCCUCCAACGUCCGCUGGAUUAGCCGCUUCCUCAACAAGCCCGAGAACGAGUUCCUUUGCGAGGUGGACUUCGACUUCAUCAAUGAUCGUUUCAACCUGACCGGUCUGCACCACGAGGUGCAGAACUACCGCCAGGCGUAUGAGGUCCUGCUGGACUCGCCCCUCUCGACCAACCUCUCGCACGACCUCUAUCAAAGCAUCGACAUCUUUGCCGCGCAUCUUUACGGCCUGAUCCAUGCCCGUUUCAUCCUGACCUACCGCGGCAUGCAGAAGAUGCUCCAGAUGUACCAGGAGGGCCGCUUCGGCACCUGCCCGCGCAUCCUUUGCGAGAAGGAGCGCGUCCUGCCGAUCGGCAUCUCGGACCUGCCGAAUGCCUACCCCGUCCGGGUGUUCUGCCCCCGCUGUGUGGACAUUUACCAGCCGAGCCAUGAGAAUUUCUCCUCCCUCGACGGUGCCUACUUCGGCUCGACCUUCCCCCACCUGCUGAACCAGCUGAUGCCCACCCUGCUGUCCCGCAGCUCCGCCCCUUCAGACACCAUUUACCUGCCGCGCAUCUUCGGCUUCCGCCUCUACAAGCCGGAGCGCACCUACCCCAGCCUUCGUCGGCUGAUGUCCCCGAACCCGCACCUCCUGCCGCCCAACGAGCAGGCGCUCGGCGCCGGUGGUCAGACGGCCGACUCGACCGCCACCGGGUCACAGCAGCAGGCCGGCGAGGCCAAGCAGUAGCGGCAAGCCCUUGUUGUGCUGCACCGCCCUCUCCCCGCAUGUACACCCGCGCAUGAGACCCGGGCCGGGGGCGGGGGGCACACAUGUGUCUGUUUUGAGGACACCAUGUUGUGUCCACCUCCGCUCCGGCUGCGCGCCCUCCCAUGUCCUUCUGCCCUAUUUUCGGCCUCCGCCCCUUCCCCUUCACCCAUAUUCUCUCUCUCUCUCUCCCCUCUCCCCUCUCCCUCCUGUUCUUGUUUCCCCUUUCCUCCCAGAUGAAUUCGCACGCACACACGCGCGUGCGUGGGACUCUCCUGUUGCCCCUGCUCGAUCCCAGCAAGAGCACCACUCCUCCCCCUCCCUUGUCGCUCCGCUCCUCUGCACCCCCCCCCCUAUAUAUGCAUGCCCACGCGCUCCGGCGCCGCGCCUGUGUAUGGCGGCGGCGCGUGGUUCUGCUCUCCCCCCCGCUUUCUCUCUCCUCCUCUUCUCCCCGCUCUUCACCCCCCCCCACCCCCGAAUAAACCAUAUACCCCACAGAAAGACAACA
Fonticula alba is the source of this 1496-nucleotide messenger RNA. RefSeq lists its product as hypothetical. The record is from RefSeq and is a predicted model, not a curated record. Gene Ontology annotation, cellular component: cytoplasm; protein kinase CK2 complex. The transcript has 3 exons. Lineage: Eukaryota; Rotosphaerida; Fonticulaceae. Gene Ontology annotation, molecular function: protein kinase regulator activity. Bases 194 to 970 code for a protein of 258 amino acids.